Messenger RNA from Folsomia candida, 2612 nucleotides. RefSeq names its product transmembrane protein 43 homolog (gene Tmem43). The coding region runs from base 1167 to 2426 and encodes 419 amino acids. Lineage: Eukaryota; Metazoa; Arthropoda; Collembola; Entomobryomorpha; Isotomidae. The transcript has 7 exons. Gene Ontology annotation, cellular component: nuclear inner membrane. Gene Ontology annotation, biological process: nuclear membrane organization. The record is from RefSeq and is a predicted model, not a curated record.
UUCCAUCACAAAGACACACUUUAUUUCCUCCACGACACAAACGUGUUCCUCCAACUGUUCAGGAGGAAGAACUAAAUAAAUUAUACCAAACCACACAAAAUAGUUAACACCUCACCCACCACAAAAGCUGCAUAUCUAUUAAAACAAAACAAAAAAACAGAGUGAGUAUCUCACUCACUUUUCGACAACUUUUUACCCCACGUAAACAAAUAAAAAGUGUCUCAUUGACAGUACAAUUAAUUACUUCAUCAAGAAGGCAAAAGAGUGGAACUCUUUUUUUUUCUCAAAAUUCUAUUCAAAAAAUAUAAAACAAACGAACCACAAAUACAAAAAGGAGGAGGUGCCGCUGAAGGAUUUUAAACGCACUAAACCUCGACAGGAUGCCAUUCUUCUAGUAAAUAAGAAGAAAAAAACAUUUCAUGAAAUGAAAUGCCAUUUAGAAAAAUCUGUGAAAAAAGCCAUUCGCUGUCAGUCAGUCAGUCAGUCAUAAUAUUCGACAGGGAGGAAAACAAAGGUGGUGGUACUACUCACCAACCACCACAUUAUUCAUUAAAUUAGCAAUAGCUAAAUCAUCAAGAGGGAAAGCUGCCAACAACAGCAAAACGCGUACAACAAGAAACGUCUGAAAUCUCGCAGCAGCUAUUAUUAACUAACUGACUUGAUAUUAAGACGAGGUGAAGCCAUAAAUAUUGUGGAGGAGACGAAGACCAAGUGAUGAUCUACAAUCUUUUAAAUAAUUCUUAGUUUGCUUGGCUGGUUAAGUGGGUGGGUUGGAUUUUUGGUAUCUUUCGUAUGAUAAAAUUUAAAUCUGCCAUUUAGCCAAGAAACACCAACAAAUUAAGAAAAUAAUGAGAAAGUAUUUAAAACGUAAUAAAAAGAUUGCAUCAAAUUAUUAAAUUAUGUGAAUGAAGAGAAAAAUAAACCUUUUUCGCGUAAAUGUUCCCCCAUAUCGAGGGAUCAACAACUUUCUAGAGUUCUAAGAUAGAAGAAUCGACUAAUGACGAUUUUUGUGUCACAGUUUGUCGUCACGUCAUAGUUGAGAGAGGAGGAAAUAAUGUUUACAAUGUAAAAAAUGUGACAACGGUGUCGAGGGUGGUCAAGUGGUUUCAUGAAUGAACAAAGUUAUGGGAAUUGAUUGACAAGAAAUUAUCAACCUGGUGAAAAUUAUGUAUCGCACUAUUUAUUCGGACACGUCGUCCCCCACACCGGGCCUGACGUCGCCUUCCUGGUAUGGCAAAAAGUCCAGCCCCAUGAGUCGGAAGAAGGCGUUGGAGAAAUGUCAAUGCAUGCGUCUCAAGUAUCUCCACCAUUGGUCAUGGUUUAAAAAAGGCGUCGGAAUUUUACUCGUCGUAGUCUCCAUCGUAAUUCUCAUUUGGAAUGAGAAAAGGGCCGUCGAUAACUCGCGAUCUUAUCACCACGGGCUCCGAGCGAUCCAACCCGUUCCUGGUCCGGAGGUCGUGCUGCCGCACAAUGACGGGAAGCUUAUCCAUGUGACCGGAUAUCUCAGGGUGCUCGAACCCUUGCAGGACUCGCCUUAUGGCGUCGCCAUCUCUGCCGUCAAGUUAAAAAGGAGGGUCCAAAUGUACCAGUGGACGGAGGAGACUGUGAGCCUGGGAGAAGAUUUCAACGCUCCGGUCGGCUCUCUGAAGUACAGACAAGUGUGGAAAGACAAAUUAAGUGAUAGCUCCACAUUUCAAGUUCCGAUUGGUCAUGAAAAUCCAAAAACACUUCCAGUCCAAAGUGAGAUUCGGGUCAACCCGCAUGUCUACCUGGGCGACUACCGGUUGGGGGCAGAGUUGAAGGACAAGUUCAACUCGUUCGUGCAGUUCACGAGUGGGGAGAGGCCACACCCUCAGCAAGAGGUCAAAAUGCACAUGGGGCUCUACCUCCACUCCGCAGACAUUUGGAACCCCUCCGUCGGCGAUGUCCGCGUCCAGUUCUCCUUCGCCGGACCAAGCAAUACUUACGUGAGCAUAAUCGCCAUGCAAGUUGGGGAUGAACUACGGCCUUUCACAACCGAAACUGGGGCGAAGAUCGCUUUCCUGCACGAGGGGAAGCAACACUAUGCCGACAUGUUGCACAAGGAACACUCCUCGACCACCAUGGAGUGCUGGAUGUACCGUUCGGCCGCCUUCGUCGCCACAAUCUUCGGGACAUGCAUGGCUUCCAGAAUUCUCGUAUUUAUUAACCGGAGAAACAGCGUGAUUCGUAACCUCAUGUGGAUGGGACCAAACAAGUUUAGCACGGUGGCAGCCAUCUUCGCCUGUCUCACGAUAACGGGAAUUAUCUGGUUCUCACACAAGCCGUUGAUGGGGUCCCUGCUGGUCACCUUUUCGGUCACCCUCGCCCUCUACUACGCCCUCACAAGGCCGGACGCCCCACGCUCGGCGAAAAUCUCACUCCCCAGAUACUCAAAGGUGUACUAACUAGUUAGGAACUUGGCAUAUGAAUAAAUUAGACUAGAAUUGAAGGACGAAAUUUACAACCCAGGGAUCAAUACUACACUAAAUUGGCUUGGUGGCGAUGCAAUAACAAAUUAUUAGCAGCUUAGUUAUACUUUAAAUAUGAUACGAUUGCAUGGGAGAAAUAAAAAUAUGUUCCUUUCGUGUUAA